Messenger RNA from Sphenostylis stenocarpa, 207 nucleotides. The record is from the annotation of a GenBank genome assembly. Lineage: Eukaryota; Viridiplantae; Streptophyta; Magnoliopsida; Fabales; Fabaceae.
AUGGCUCUCGCAGACGAUCCUUCUCGGAAGCUGGUGAAAGUUCUCCUUUUGAAAGGAAAAGUUGCCCCUUUAAAUUUUCUUGUUCAGUGGAAACAUAAGAAUAAGGAUGUUUAUGAUCCUAUGAUGCUUUUCAAGUUUGCAAGUACCUUUCAAAGGUUGUUCGUGUGGGUUGUGGUCAUGAGUGCCCUUGCCUGCGGCUUUCUUUAA